Molecule: messenger RNA, 2011 nt
Organism: Pelobates cultripes (western spadefoot toad)
Lineage: Eukaryota; Metazoa; Chordata; Amphibia; Anura; Pelobatidae
Source: the annotation of a GenBank genome assembly
GCAGUUCAAGCUAUAAAUGGCCACCAGGGCAUGAACCCCGAAGAAUUCACAUCUAUGUUGUUUGAAAAGAUUGAUGUCAAUGGAGACGGUAAAAAAAUAUAUACUUGCAAUGUUUUUACAUGCAAUGGUUCCCCCAGUUUUGUUUUGCUGUGGCUGUAGUGUAUUCAGGGCCGGAUUAACAUAGAGACUGAUGGAGCUGCAGCUCCAGGACCAGGCAUUUUUUUUUUUUUUUUGCACACUACUCUUAGGGUUGCCAGGUAUUUCUCAUGUAUUUCUUAUGGUUGCCAGGUAUUUCUCAGAAGUAUUUCUCAGGUAUUUGAGGCUGCCUAGCUGGUGCUACCGGCAAUACAAAUGUCUGUCUCAGUAUAAACAGAGAUUAUUCUGCAAUACCAGCGCCAGCCAGUUGGAGUUGCUGUUUGUUUGGAGAGAGGCAGGGAAAAGAAGUUACAGCAUCCCCCUCCCUGCCACUCACUACUCACUGAUCCGCUGGGGAGCAUCUCUGCACAGUCCAGACAGCAGCUCCAAGCCUGCGAGACAUGGGGACGGUGAGAGACGGGGACACUGAGACACUAGGGGACACAGAGACAUGGAGACACUGGGGGACACGGGGAGACAAUGAGCGACUUUGAGACCUGGGAGACAUGGGGGUUUCCCUCCAGCACCAUCUCCAUCAGAUACAUGACACUUAGGAGGUAGGACUAUUUUAGUGGAAAAAGAGAGAGAGGUUGGCGCACACAAUGGAUAGUUUUUCAACAAUCUGUAAUAAAUAUAACAGAACCUUCAUAGGGCAACAUAUAUGAGAAAAUGUUCAAAUAUAUGUAUAACAGGAAAAACUCACAAUUUGGAGAGCCAUAUAAGUCGGCUCUCUACUGUAAUAGCAGGUAAGUAGUUCCAGAACGACAAAUAGCCGCAGUGGUGAUGGUCCCCCAGCAAAAAGAUGCUUCAAAUCCACCUGGAUAGAAUUUCAGGAACUAAAAAAAGGACUAUUUUAGUGUUUUUGGUCAAUAAGAUUUUGUAAUUAGGCCAUCAUAAUUGUCAGCACCAGGCCCACUUGGCUCUUAAUCUGGCCCUGAGUGUAUUGGGCGAGGGUUUGUUUGUACAGUGUCAACCAGGGAAAGAUUAAUGCAUCAUAGCCCUAAAAGUAUCUGGCAUUUAAAAAAAAUUGUGAUCUGCUGCUGCUAAGUUUCUCAGUUUUGCCAUAUUCAUUACAGUGCAAAUAUCCUACACAGAAAUUACUGCCAAUAAAACAAAGUGCGCAAGAUAGUUUUGGCAUUGUAUGUACAAAUUUCUAUCUGGUUUUUGCUUUAUGUACAUUACAUACAUGCCAUCUGUGCUUCAUAAAUUUAUAGACAAUGACCACUUGUAUCGUUUGCUCUCCCAGUGGAUUUUGCUGCUUGUGAAUAUGGAUUUCAUAAGUUUAGAAUCUCCGGGUUAUAAAUCUAUUUGAAGAUAGUUUUAUAUAUAGCUGCAAUGUCUAUUUGCAUAUGCAGGUCAGGCUCAAGAUAUUUACACAAGAUCACAAAAUGCUGGAAUCAAAAAUUGAAAUGUCGUAAUUAGGUUCAAAGUAGUUUGGAGUCAACAUUUACAGUUUUUGUACUGUAUGUAAUUUUUUUUCCCAGUUUCACAAACUGACAAAUGUGUAUUAAAUUAAGUAACUGGAAAUGUUGUAAUGCACAUUAUUGUCAACCCUCACAAACUGGGGUAGAAUUUCAGCUAUUGAAUCCAUUGCACUCAAAAAUCACUGCGGUAAGCACUACAUUGAUUGACAUUUUUGCUGUGAAAAUGCUGAAUGAUAGUAAAUUACAACCUAAAACUACAUAGUGUAUGCAGUAAUUAUUGAAAACUAUCUGUGCUGUUUUUUUUUGUUGUUUUUUUUUUAGGAGAAUUGACUUUGGAAGAAUUCAUAAAUGGUAUCCAAAAAGAUGAUGAUCUUCUUCAGCUUAUUUCAAAAAGUUUUGAUUUAUCCAAUGUUCUCAAAAUAAUUCAAAAUGGAAGACGAAGAAGUGUAUGA